AUGUGGCAAACAUCUGGUGAGCCUUCAGCAAUGAUAAAGCUGCACAACGGUUUCAGGCCACCAACACCUAUGAACCCACCGACGGCUAAGCUGGCGAGGAGCUUUCCUAGUGACGUGAAGAGGUGGCGUAGUGAGGGCAGCGAUUAUAACGCCUCCAUUCUCUCUCGAACCGUGAAUAUUGACAACCUCAUGGAAGAUCAAAGCGACGUGAUUACGAAUGAUCUUAUCACUGAAGAAGAAGAUCCGCCUCCAUAUCCAUUCAGCCACUGCUACAUGAAUAUCGACGGAUUCAUGUGCUGUAAUCGUUUUCUGGAAUCGUUGAUGCGCAAGACAUUCCGUAAACUUCGAAUAGGACAUCAUUUUCAUGAAUGCAGCGUUCAGAAGAUCGCCAACAAAAUUCAGAGCGACUCAGAACAUGUGUUCAACACCACGUUCGAGACAGUGGUCGGCAUCGACGAUUUUGCUAUUCGAGCACAUUUCGCUGGCGAUCUGAUGUGUAAAAUCCAAGAAGGAGGGCGAUUUAUCACCAACUAUGCGACAAUGAUGCCGUCAAGAACCGGCGUACGACCUGAUCCGUUGGCUGUGGUGACGAACAUGGAGAUAAACACACGGGAUGGGAACAGUGUAAAGCCAUCGCCUAAAGAUUUUCCCAUUCCAAAGCAACUGGACGGCCCCAUUCAACACGUGCAAGUUCCCGACCAGCAUCGUCCACGAAUAAUCAAGGAGAAUAUCCCUUUUCAUGAGAAAUCUCGAGAAGACAUUGAGAACGACAACCUCAUUACAAGAAGGUGA
Ostertagia ostertagi is the source of this 792-nucleotide messenger RNA. Lineage: Eukaryota; Metazoa; Nematoda; Chromadorea; Rhabditida; Trichostrongylidae. The record is from the annotation of a GenBank genome assembly.